AACAAGAGAAUCACUUCGUGAAGUGGAAGAAGCAAACGAAUUUCUGUAACAUUUGCGUAAACAAAGUGUGGAAGAAUUAUUUAUUAUCAGAGAAUUUUAAUUGAGAAAGUGUAUCGAAGAAAAUCAGAUGAAAAUGCCUGCAGUUGGAAUUGAUUUGGGAACGACCUACUCGUGCGUCGGUGUAUUCCAGCACGGAAAGGUGGAAAUUAUUGCAAACGACCAAGGAAACAGGACGACUCCCAGCUAUGUGGCGUUCACGAACUCGGAACGGUUAAUUGGCGACGCAGCUAGAAAUCAAGUCGCGAUGAAUCCUACGAACACAGUCUUCGACGCGAAGAGGUUGAUUGGCCGACGAUAUGAUGAUCCGAAAAUUCAGGAAGAUGUCAAACACUGGCCAUUCACUGUGAAGAGCGAAGGUGGCAAACCGAAAAUUUGCGUAGAGUUCAAAGGAGAACAGAAACGAUUCGCGCCAGAGGAAAUCAGUUCAAUGGUGUUGACGAAGAUGAAGGAAACAGCAGAGGCUUUUCUCGGUGAGACCGUUACGGAUGCAGUCAUUACGGUCCCUGCGUACUUUAAUGAUUCGCAGCGUCAAGCCACCAAGGACGCCGGAGUUAUCGCUGGCCUAAACGUUCUGAGAAUCAUCAACGAACCAACGGCCGCAGCCCUUGCCUAUGGACUGGACAAGAACUUAUCAGGUGAACGCAACGUGCUCAUCUUUGACUUGGGUGGCGGAACUUUCGAUGUAUCCAUCCUAACCAUCGACGAAGGCUCAUUAUUCGAGGUACGCGCCACGGCUGGAGACACCCACCUCGGAGGCGAAGACUUCGAUAACCGUCUCGUUUCGCACCUGGCCGAUGAAUUCAAACGCAAGUUUAAGAAGGAUUUGAGGUCAAGUCCACGAGCCCUUCGUCGACUGAGGACGGCAGCUGAACGUGCCAAACGAACAUUAUCUUCGAGUACGGAAGCCUCCAUUGAAAUAGACGCACUGUUCGAGGGAAUGGAUUUCUACACGAAAAUAUCGCGAGCCCGCUUUGAGGAACUUUGUGCAGAUCUGUUCCGGUCGACGUUAUUGCCAGUAGAGAAGGCUUUGACCGACGCGAAGAUGGACAAGUCACAGAUCCAUGAUAUCGUGCUGGUAGGAGGUUCGACACGAAUCCCGAGGGUACAAAACAUGCUGCAGACCUUCUUCAACGGCAAGAGUCUGAACUUGUCCAUCAACCCAGAUGAAGCUGUUGCAUACGGAGCCGCCGUUCAAGCAGCCAUUCUCAGCGGAGACAAGAGCUCGAAAAUCCAAGAUGUAUUGUUGGUGGACGUUGCCCCACUAUCACUUGGCAUCGAGACGGCUGGAGGAGUAAUGACUAAAAUUGUGGAACGCAACGCGAGGAUUCCAUGCAAACAGACCCAGACAUUCUCGACUUAUUCGGACAAUCAACCUGCAGUUACUAUUCAAGUGUUCGAAGGUGAGCGUGCCAUGACCAAAGACAACAAUCUUCUGGGUACGUUCAACCUAACGGGCAUCCCUCCUGCACCACGGGGAGUACCGAAAAUUGAAGUUACAUUCGACCUGGAUGCCAACGGAAUCUUGAACGUUUCUGCUAAAGACACGAGCACCGGAAACGCUAAGAAUAUUACGAUUAAAAACGACAAGGGCAGGUUGUCUCAGUCGGAGAUCGACAGGAUGCUUGCCGAAGCAGAACGCUAUGCAGAAGAAGAUGAACGUCAACGACAGCGCGUUGCUGCUAGGAACCAAUUGGAAGGUUACGUGUUUAGCGUAAAACAAGCGGUGGAAGAGGCGGGUGAGAAACUGUCUCAAUCAGAUAAAGACUCCGUGCUGAGAAGCUGCGAUGAAACGGUGAAGUGGUUGGACAACAAUAGUCUAGCGGACAAGGAAGAAUACGAGCAUAGGCUGAGAGGGCUGACGAAACAAUGCAGCCCGGUAAUGACUAAAUUGCACACUCGCGGACAACAACAAGGCGCAAGCUGUGGUCAGCAGUCUGGUGGCUGCGGAAGCGCCCGUUCAGGACCUAUAAUAGAGGAAGUGGACUAAAGGACUGGACUAGAAUAAGGAUUCAUUCAGAAUGUUGAUGUGAUAUUUUUGUUAGAUUUCCAUGGACAGUAUGGGAAUUGUAUUAAGUUUAUCUUCAAUUGAAGAUGUUACA
Messenger RNA from Hermetia illucens (black soldier fly), 2159 nucleotides. RefSeq names its product major heat shock 70 kDa protein Ab-like. Lineage: Eukaryota; Metazoa; Arthropoda; Insecta; Diptera; Stratiomyidae. Gene Ontology annotation, molecular function: misfolded protein binding; ATP hydrolysis activity; ATP binding. Gene Ontology annotation, biological process: protein refolding; cellular response to unfolded protein. The coding region runs from base 128 to 2047 and encodes 639 amino acids. The record is from RefSeq and is a predicted model, not a curated record. Gene Ontology annotation, cellular component: cytoplasm. The transcript has a single exon.